Molecule: messenger RNA, 1584 nt
Organism: Capsicum annuum
Lineage: Eukaryota; Viridiplantae; Streptophyta; Magnoliopsida; Solanales; Solanaceae
Exons: 4
Coding region: 233-1342 (369 amino acids)
Cellular component (GO): chloroplast
Source: RefSeq, a predicted model, not a curated record
UACGUGUGGAGCACCAUUUCGGUUCAACCAAUGCUGCUUUGAUGAUGACCGGUUAUAUCCGGUCAUAAAUAAACCUUUGACUUUUCUUAAAUUGCAAAAAAAAUAGCCAUAAAAAGUUCCUUUCAUUUUUUUGCUCCGAUCUGUGUUAACCACACGCUUUCUAUUUUGCUUGUGCCCAACUCCUCCGCCGACCCAUCGGAAUUUAUUACUCCAAUCUUCCGGAUCAAAAGAAAUGGAGUUCUUCUUCAGAACACAGAGUGAGGAGACAUCUGGUUGCUCCUUCAAUGGCCAGGACCUUCAAAGAUGCCCCUUCUUGAGUAACAUCAGCAAGCCAACAAACUUUUCCCUCUUUUCUGCUUUGAACUUUCCCAACCCUGUAAAGGGAGGUAAAGGUCCAAUUUUUGAAGAUGGCCCCAACUUCGAUAUGGCAUUUAAAGUCUUCCAUGGAAAAGAUGGGGUUGUCCCACUUUCUGGAAGAUCUCAAUUUUCCAAUGACAACACGGAAGUAGAGUCUGCCCCUCAAUUUCAUCCUUUAGCUGCAAAAGCUGCCACCAUAAGUUUGUCAUCAUUCGGAACAGGAGGUCCUUUUAGUUUUGAUUCCUUCUCUCGGAAGUGGAAUUCACAGAAGAAGAAGCCAGAAUCAUCCAAAAAGAAAAAACCUUCUUCUCAGGACAAAUCCACUAAUCAUGAGGCAAUGGGAAAUGAGUGGUUGGAGUCAGGAAACUGUCCUAUUGCCAAAUCUUAUAGAGCUGUCAGCGGUGUUCUCCCACUUGUGGCGUCAGCUUUUCAGCUGCCUCCAGGAAUGAAGCUCAAAUGUCCACCUGCAGUUGUUGCAGCCAGGGCUGCCCUCGCUAGGACUGCUUUUGUCAAGACUGUGCGGCCGCAACCACUGUCUUCAAAGAUGCUUGUUAUUGGAGCCUUGGGAAUGGCAGCUAAUAUUCCACUAGGCAUAUGGAGAGAACACACUGAGAAGUUCUCACUAGCAUGGUUUACUGCAGUCCAUGCUGCUGUUCCCUUCAUAGCUAUGCUGAGGAAGUCAGUUGUGAUGCCAAAAACAGCUAUGGCAUUAACCAUUGCUGCUUCUAUCCUGGGACAGGUCAUUGGCUCAAGAGCAGAGCGACUUCGAAUGAAAGCAAAAGCUGGGUGUGUUAAAUUGGUAGCAGAGACUGUCUCAGAUGGGGUUAGUGCAGAGACUGGCACAGAUGGUGUUGUGGCAGGUCUCAACUCAAUCCAGGUCAGUGGUGUACCGGGGGUUCAUUGUGGCACACAGGGGAUGCUUAAAGACCAACCCUCGAGAGAACCUGCCAAUACUAUCUCCCCGUCUGCCAGUCUUUGUUAUUAGAACUGGAUUUAAGCAGUAGAUCUAUAAUGCUGCAAAUAAGAGGAGGUGUUGACCUUGCCACAGAGAGCAAGAGAUUUAAUAGUAAUAUGCAUUAUUACAUGUUUAGUGUUUGUAUAAGCUUUAUGUAAAGGACAAAUAUUUCUGUGACCUCUAUGGUCCGAGCGUUGCAGAAUCCUCAAAUACAAUGUGUACUAUUGGAUGGAACCUCUAUUAAUAAUAUAUGAAUCCAUCAUGUUCCUACA